AAUAUUCAGCUAGCGCACAACGAUUUCAACCUAAGCCAAGCCUCCGCCACCAUGGCCGACGCUCCCCGGUCACCACCUCGAUCCCGCCUAGGCCGUGCAGCAGCGUCAAGAGCCGUCGGGUCCCUGCUCAAAUGGAUCCGAGCCCAACGAAAUUCUAAUAACAUCGCCGCCGCUGGCCACGACGAUUCCAUCUACCUUAUCCUCACCCUCACCAAAACCCCACACAAGGUCCACUCCAAACCCUACCGCAUUCCCCUUCCACAUCCUAUUCACGACCCUUCUACUGUCUCUCUCAUUCUCGACGAUCGCCCGAACUCCCUCCUCACCCUCUCCGCCGCUCGCGACCUCGUCCGCUCUCUCUCCAUCCCUAUCUCACAAAUCCUCUCCCUCUCCGAUCUCCGCUCUGGAAUCCUUCCCGGCGGUGAACUUCUAUUUGUGGACCGCCGCAUCGCUAGGCUUCUACGUAGCUUUGACAAGAAGGGGAAGAACAAGAAGAGUAAGAGGAGUAUGCCUGUGGAGGUAGAUUUCACGCGGAAGGUGUGGCCGGAAUAUGUGAGACGAGUGUGCUUCUCGACGGUGCUUAAUCUCGGCUCCGGUACGUGCUGCGGCAUUAGGGUGGGGAGAGCGUCGCAGGGAAGCGAUGAGAUUGUUGACAAUUUGAUGGCGGCGGUGGAUGGGGCGGUCCAGAAUGUUCCACGGAAGUGGUCGAGUGUAAAGGGUUUCCAUCUCAAAACAUCGGAAUCGCUGGCUUUGCCGAUUUAUGAGAAGAGUAAUUGGCCUCAAAAGAAGCUGGGUGAUGAUGACAAUGAUAACGAUGAGGAUAGUGUAGAAGAAGAAAGAGUGGAGGAUGAAAAACAUAGAAAGACAAAGAGGAGGGCUGAGGGAGCUACCGGGAAGAGAGCAAGGGAUGAGAGUGAGUCGGGUGGUGGAGAGGUCAGAAAGAUCAAAAAGAAGAUUUUGGGAUAUGGCGCUGGCAGAUAAAUGUCUCUUGAAAGAAAAAUUUCUUUCAGUAAAUUUGGGUUGCAAUUCAUUUGGGAGAGGUUAAGAGAAGGCGUUCCACUUGUGCUCAUCUUCUGCAGAACUCCUACAAGAAUUCCAACAAAUUGGUAUCAGAGCCUGGUGGAAGUGAUCUCAAGGUGGAAGAAGGUUAUUAUUCAAAAAGGGAAGAAGAGGAGAUGAUUUGAAGCGGAUCGCACGGGCAAUGUUGCACAAGGAGAUCUCGUUUUUGUAGUCUGUGUCCGCGUGCAGAGAAGAGGCCGAAGCAGAUCACAUAGAGGCGGAUCACGGACGCAGGCUUGAGGGAUCAAGCCAACAGAGUGCCUAGGUUAGACGCACGGGUCACGGGAGCACGGGGAAGGGCUGCGUGUGGAGUUGGUGCUGGUCACAUGAGGCGGAGCAAAGUGUGCGUGAGACAAGAACCUGCAUUCUUUCCUCCUUUUCCAUAACUCCGAUCCUCACCCCCGAGCACCUGGGUUUAAAGUAAUAAAGGCUAGAUAUAGCCCACAAGCACGUGUAACAACUAAAUGUGGGUAUUGUUAGUACUCCCAAAUAGUGUUGGUGAGCUAGAUAUAGCCCACAAGCAUGUAUUUAACGGACGCUUGUGGUUGCCCCAAUUCUUCAAUUAAAUCCUAAUACUUAGUUCA
Messenger RNA from Dendrobium catenatum, 1643 nucleotides. RefSeq names its product ribosomal L1 domain-containing protein 1-like. The record is from RefSeq and is a predicted model, not a curated record. The coding region runs from base 52 to 981 and encodes 309 amino acids. Lineage: Eukaryota; Viridiplantae; Streptophyta; Magnoliopsida; Asparagales; Orchidaceae. The transcript is spliced from 2 exons.